Molecule: messenger RNA, 7856 nt
Organism: Drosophila sulfurigaster albostrigata
Lineage: Eukaryota; Metazoa; Arthropoda; Insecta; Diptera; Drosophilidae
Gene: GABA-B-R3
Product: gamma-aminobutyric acid type B receptor subunit 2
Exons: 10
Coding region: 2780-6862 (1360 amino acids)
Biological process (GO): G protein-coupled receptor signaling pathway; gamma-aminobutyric acid signaling pathway
Cellular component (GO): G protein-coupled receptor heterodimeric complex; membrane
Molecular function (GO): G protein-coupled GABA receptor activity
Source: RefSeq, a predicted model, not a curated record
GGCGCGCUUUUUCAGCGCCUGCGCAAAACGAUGCAGAACAGAGAAGCCGGUUGAAUUGAAUUGAAUCACAGCAUCCAGCGCUGCCAGCGCUUUCAAUCGUCAAUCUCCUGUGUUCCAUCCGCCAAAGUUCUUGUGAAAAGCAGCCCGCAUUCAAUGGUGAACAACAGUUGCGGAUUGGGAGCUCGUCGCGUGCGCCUGUCGUUCGGAUCCCGCAGCCCGGAGCAAUCCUGCCGUGCUUUCCCUCGUUGCUCCCCGCCAAACACACACAAUAAAAAAAUAAAACAAUCCAAACCAUAAACCGACAACCGAAAACCGAAAUACAAAACGCGAGUGGGAGAAAAUAUAUUUCGCGCAAUCCAAUUAGCAAUUGAAGUAAUAAAUAAUAUAAAUAAUACGAGUGGCACAAGCACAUCAAGUGCAUGCAUGCAAUGCGAAUAAACAAAAAGCGGAGCAGAGCGACAAUUUUGCGAGAUGUGCGAGUGGCGUAUACGUAAUAUUGUGAUACGACCAUUAAAAAGAGGCAAAUAAUUCAGUUAAUUGAGUCGUAACUCGAGUGUAAAUGAACACAGAGCGAAGCAGAGACUCUGUGAUAACGCAGUUAAAUAUCAUGUAUAAUAAACAAAAGGAAUUCGAGUAUAAUAAUCAUAAUUUGUGCAGAGCACUUUAAGCUUUCAGCCUUUCAUCUUCUUUGCUCGCUUUUGUUUGUGCUUAUCGUAGUGAAAGUCCUUCUAUUGGCCUGGCUUAAAUAUUGAAUGGAUUUGGUCAACUUGAAAAAGCUGCAUAACAAAUCCAAUCGCAUCAACAAUUCAGCAACAGCAUCGAGAGUGCAUAAGAAUAAAGUAAACUAAGACUCAAUCCUGUUGCAAGAUGUAUAAGAAGCCAACGAACUUCAUAGUGAGCACACACACACACAUACAUGCAUUUCACACACAUGAGAGGAGCAAAAGAAAAAUGUAAUCACAAUUACAAAUGCAGGCAGCAUUUUGCAUAAUUUAUGUCAAGCACAACAACAACGGCAGCCAGUUGUGUAGUGCGGGCUGCAGGCGAUAUGCCAAAAAGGGGGCGUGGCAUAGGGAAACACAACGACACACGCUUGCAUGGCCAUAAAUAAGUGCAGGUUUAAAUACCACGGCAACAAUUGUGAAAUAUGGCAGAAUAAUAGAAAGACCAGCGAGCAUAAAAAGUAAAAUGUAUGAAAUGUAACUACAACUACGAGUAGCCCGCUGACAUGCAACAGAGCGAGCAAACAGUCGAUGCUAUGCUUGGGGGAGUGCGGAGUGCGGAGUGGGGGAAAGUGCUCGCCUCUGCACAGUGGGGCAAAUGUCAACUGGGCACAACUUUAGCAGCAAGCAGUCACCAGGGUACGCUUGUGCGAAAAAAACACAAAAACCAUUGCCAAAGGCUUUAAAUCUUAAAGGUUCAUGUGGGCCGUGCCACCUUCUCCACCUUCGCCUCCGCCUCUGCGUCCAUCCCACUGUGCAGUGUGCAUAUGGAAAAGCGACACUGGCGAAAUACAAAACAAAAGCCAAGAACAAGAACAAAAUGGGCCAAAAAGUUAUUUUAAGGACACGACGACGACGACGCUGACGAGGAAAAGUGCGCGAUUCUCGUUUUAAAAACCCAAAGUGAAACGAGACGAAAGAAAGCACUGAGCACUGAGAUUUCUCUAUACGGUGUAUGUGUGUGUGUGUGUGUGUGGGUGUGUGGGUGAAUGUGUUUCAGUAAUCUCGAAACAAUUAUGCAUACGUGCAUACAUAGAAAUCUGUGGCGCGUGAUGCUCAAAAGUAGCCCCCAAAAGCCUCGCAAAUGAAAGCGAGAAAAUGCUCAGCCAUUAGCAUAAAAAAUAAUGGCAGCUGGCAAACUGGCAAUUGGGCAUCUGGCUAGCAAGUAGCGAGUAACAACUGGCAACUGGGCAAUGGGUAAAGCCAUCAUCAUCGACCAGAAUUAAGGAAAGGGACCAACAAAAAAUAAAAAAAAAUAAAACAAAAAACAAUCUGGACAGCAAAAGUCUAUAGCAUUGGCAAUUCAUAGCCUUGAUAAUAGACACAAGAGUUUGUGUGUUUGCUUCUAUAUCUAUUUCAAUGUGUGUGAGUGUGUGGAUAUUUUCAUUUCAUUGAAGACUUAAUCCUUCCUCAACAGCCAACUGCCAACAGCCAACAGCCAACAGCCGACAAUCGACUGUCGAGAGUCAACUCAACUGGGCAAUUGGCUGCUGAAGCUGCAGCUUAUUGUUUCGCUUUUGUUUUUCAUUCAUUUGCAUGGCAGUGAGUGAAAAAGAAGGGAGUGAUAGGAAGGGGUAGAAAUGCCCUAGUGCAUAUUUUUAUGAGCAAAAUGCGAAAUGCUUUACAGUGUGCCGAGAGCGAGAACUGAUAAUGGCAGCCGGGCAAAGGCAACGGGCCAAAGGGCCAACGAAAUGAAUGAACGACCAAAAGUGAGGCCAAUAAAAAGGCGAUAAAAUUGACGCCAAUACAGACGGAGAAGAGAAGAGACAGAGAAAGAGAGCAGUCUGUGUGUGUGUGAAAGAGAAGCGUUCGAUAAGCGUGCGGGAGUGCGGAAAAGAGGACACUUCAUGUCCUGUCGGCAAAACUCAGUGCAUAAAAAGGCGAUAUAUAUUCACAUUCGCAACCUCGACGUGCUACACGUGCUGUGAACGAACAGCAGGAAAAACCAAAUAGAGACAGAGAGAGAGAGAGAGAGUGUUUAUAUUCCAACACAUCCUGACUGAGAUAGCAAUUCAAAUGCCGUGGUGAUUAAUGGGCCAGGGGCCAUUGCAGCCGGGAUGCGCAUAAUUCACGUGAGCCAAACGACGAGAUAUCGCCAGCAGCGACAGCAGCUCCAACUCCAACUCCAGCUCCGACCUCAACAACAGGUCAGUUGCUGGUCAUGGCUGAUGUUGCUACUAUUAACGUUGCUGCUGCUGCUCGGUGGCCUGGCGGCGGCCGCAGCGGCGAUGGAAUCCUCCGCCGAGCUGCAGGCGAGCUACAUUCACAAUGUCGAGUUGUUGACGCUGCCAACGAGCGGCGACGCCAUUAAGCAAAUGCCAAGCAAUUACAAUUCCAACACGAAUUCCAAUUCCAAUUCCGACUCCAAUUCCAACUCCGACUCCGACUCGAAUGCGUUUGUUGGCGGGUCAAUUAGCAGUGAAACACAUCGCAACCGUCCAGAGCCGCACGUCAACUGGAAAAGUGCGAGGACGAAAGUGAAGCGAAGGCAGCGGCUCAAUUCGCACAGCAAUUUGCCCACCAUCAAUGCGGGACUGGGGGGCACAACGAAUCUCAGCAGCUGGCAGCAGCAGCGCUAUUUGAAAGUGAACCAGGUGUUUGAGAGCGAACGUCGCAUGUCGCACGACGAGAUUCAGCGCAAUCAUGGCAAAAUUGUGCUCCUCGGACUCUUUGAGCUGUCCACGAAACGAGGACCGAGGCCGGAUGGGAUCAGCGAACUGGGAGCUGCCAAAAUGGCUGUGGAGCACAUUAACCGCAAGAAAUUGCUGCCUGGUUACACACUCGAGCUGGUGACCAACGACACCCAGUGUGAUCCGGGGGUGGGCGUGGACCGCUUCUUUCAUGCCAUCUACACACAGCCCUCGACACGCAUGAUGAUGCUGUUGGGCUCCGCCUGCUCGGAGGUCACCGAAAGCCUAGCCAAGGUGGUUCCCUACUGGAACAUCGUGCAGGUCUCCUUUGGCUCUACAUCGCCAGCAUUGAGCGAUAGACGCGAAUUCCCGUACUUCUAUCGCACCGUGGCUCCCGACUCCUCUCACAAUCCGGCGCGCAUUGCGUUCAUCCGUCGCUUUGGCUGGGGCACGGUGACGACAUUCUCUCAGAACGAUGAGAUCCAUUCGCUGGCUGUCAACAACUUGGUCACCGAGCUGGAGGCGGCCAACAUUUCCUGCGCUGCGACAAUCACAUUUGCGGCAACCGAUUUCAAGGAGCAGCUGCUGCUCCUAAGGGAGACGGACACACGCAUCAUUAUCGGCAGCUUCUCGCAGGAAUUGGCACCCCAGAUCCUGUGCGAAGCCUACAGGCUACGCAUGUUUGGUGCCGACUACGCCUGGAUUCUGCACGAGAGCAUGGGAGCGCCUUGGUGGACGAACGAGAAAUCACCUCACCACUGCACUCCCCACGAGCUACAAUUGGCUGUGGAGAAUCUGAUAGUUGUGACGACGCACAACAGCAUCGUGGGAAAUAAUGUGAGCUACAGUGGACUGAACAAUCACAUGUUCAACUCACAGCUGCGUAAACAAUUUUCCCAAUUUCCCGACGAGGACCACAGGCGAGGAGCACCACAAUCGGAUUUGCGGGCACAAAAGAGGCAGCGGCAGCGGCAGCGCAAGAGGCGUGGCACGUCCAGCCAUUUGCUGCCCGAGGCCAUCUCCCGCUAUGCACCGCAAACAUACGAUGCCGUGUGGGCCAUCGCCUUGGCUCUGCGUGCUGCCGAGGAACAUUGGCGCCAGGAUGCGGCUCAAUCGAAGUUGGACGGCUUCGAUUACACGCGCAGCGACAUGGCCUGGGAGUUUCUGCAGCAGCUGGGCAAGCUGCACUUCCUCGGCGUAUCAGGCCCCGUCUCUUUCAGUGGGCCAGAUCGCGUGGGCACCACGGCCUUCUAUCAGAUCCAACGCGGCUUGCUGGAGCCCAUCGCUCUCUAUUAUCCGGCCACAGAUGCACUGGACUUUCGCUGCCCCCGCUGUCGACCGGUCAAGUGGCAUAGUGGCCAGGUGCCGAUAGCGAAGCGUAUCUUUAAGCUGCGUGUAGCAACGAUUGCACCCCUGGCAUUCUACACAAUUGCGACGCUCUCCAGCGUGGGCAUCGCUCUGGCCAUUGCCUUUCUCGCCUUCAAUCUUCACUUUCGCAAGCUCAAAGCAAUUAAACUUUCCAGCCCGAAGCUGAGCAACAUCACCGCAGUGGGCUGCAUCUUCGUUUAUGCCACCGUCAUACUGCUGGGCCUCGACCACUCGACGCUGCCGUCGGCGGAAGACUCCUUUGCAACGGUUUGCACGGCACGCGUGUAUCUGUUGUCGGCUGGUUUCUCGCUCGCCUUCGGCUCCAUGUUCGCCAAGACAUAUCGGGUGCACCGCAUUUUCACACGCACUGGCAGCGUGUUCAAGGACAAAAUGCUGCAGGACAUCCAGCUAAUUCUGCUUGUGUGCGGCCUGUUGCUUGUCGAUGCUCUCCUCGUCACUCUUUGGGUCGUCGCCGACCCCAUGGAACGACAUUUGCAUAAUUUGACACUCGAAAUCAGCGCCAUUGAUCGGAGCGUUGUCUACCAGCCGCAGGUCGAAGUAUGUCGCUCCCAACACACACAGACCUGGCUGAGUGUCCUCUACGCCUACAAGGGUCUGCUGCUCGUCGUGGGCGUCUACAUGGCCUGGGAAACGCGUCACGUUAAGAUUCCCGCUCUCAACGAUUCGCAGUACAUCGGCGUGUCGGUCUAUAGUGUGGUCAUCACCAGUGCCAUUGUUGUGGUCCUGGCCAACCUCAUAUCGGAGCGUGUCACGCUCGCCUUCAUUACGAUAACUGCUCUCAUUCUGACCUCGACAACGGCCACGCUCUGUCUGCUGUUCAUACCGAAGCUACACGACAUCUGGGCACGCAACGACAUCAUUGAUCCAGUCAUACACAGCAUGGGCCUCAAGAUGGAGUGCAACACGCGUCGCUUUGUGGUCGACGAUCGACGCGAACUUCAGUAUCGCGUCGAGGUUCAGAAUCGUGUAUACAAAAAGGAGAUUCAAGCACUUGAUGCGGAGAUUAGAAAACUCGAGCGGCUGCUCGAGUCUGGCCUGGGCACCGCUUCGACCACAACCUCGUCGUCCACUUCGCUACUGACGGGUCACGCUCAUCUCAAACCGGAAUUAACAGUCACUAGUGGCCUCUCCCAGCCCAUGACAUUGCCCAACAAAUCCCGCACGCCAAGCAUUUCGGGUAUUCUGCCCAAUCUGCUGCUCUCGGUGCUGCCUCCAGUUAUUCCUCGUGCCAGCUGGCCAUCGGCAGAGUACAUGCAGAUCCCAAUGCGACGCUCGGUCACCUUUGCCUCGCAGCCACAGCUGGAAGAGGCAUGUCUGCCUGCCCAGGACUUGAUUAAUCUGCGGCUGGCGCAUCAGCAGGCCACCGAGGCCAAGACGGGACUCAUCAAUCGCCUACGUGGCAUCUUCUCGCGCACGGCAAGCAGCAACAAGGGCUCCACUGCCAGCCUGGCCGAUCAGAAGGGUCUUAAGGCGGCCUUCAAGUCGCACAUGGGUUUGUUCACCCGCCUGAUUCCCUCCUCACAGACGGCGUCGUGCAACGCCAUCUACAGCAAUCCCAAUCCUGUUGAAGGCGGUAGCAGCGGCCUGGCCAUCGAGAGCAGCUCCAAUGGAUCUCACCUGAAGCCCAUGCAUCGCGGUUCGCUGACAAAGAGUGGCACUCAUCUCGAUCAUCUGACCAAGGAUCCCACUUUCUUGCCUAUUCCCACCAUCUCUGGCGAGCGCUUCGAUCUGCAGCCCGUCGCCGAGCAGGACGCGGACGGUGGCAAGUACGUGAAGCUGGCCGAGACCAAGGUAAACUUUCAGUUGCCUAGCAGUCGCCGUCCUUCGAUGGUGCAGCCAGCACCGAGCUUAAGGGAGCGUGUGCGCGGCUCGCCCCGUUUUCCCCAUCGCAUUCUGCCCCCUACUUGCAGUCUGAGUGCAUUGGCCGAGUCGGAGGAUCGCUGUGGCGGUGACUCGCAAGCAUCCACGAUUGCAGGCAGCUGCAAGUCCAUACCACGCAUAUCACUGCAGCACGCCACAAGCGGUGGUAACUGGAAGUCCAUGGAGACGGCGGCCAAGUCGCGACUCUCGCUGGACUCGGAGGAGCCACCAAACGGCAAGACCUCAAAUGGGGUGGCCUAAGAAUAGUUCCGACUCCUUCUCCUAAAUUUCCCAACACAACCACAGCCAGAACAACCACCUAGCAUUUCCGCCCAAUAUCCUUGUCAAUUAGAAGUGAACACCAAGCAAUUAUUUUCGACACGCGGCUCGUCCUCCCCCGCCCCGCCCAGGGCAACGUUGCCUGGGGAAUCGCGCGUGUGCAACUGACCAAUCAUCGGCUUAAAGCAAUCAAACGCAUUAGGAUAACAACGCUAGUUAAGUUACGAUACUCGUAAUCCUUGCCCUUGCCUCCUCUUCAAGUAGCUAGUCAUCGUCCCCCAGCGCGCCUCUUUAUUGUGAUUGCCCCCAAAAAGUUAAUCCUAGAGUUUCUCUCUCUUCAUAGGCUAAGUAGAAGACUUUUGCUGCAUUAGUUGCAUAAAUCGUAAGGCUCCAUAAUUUCGAUUAUUAAUUCUGUUUAUUCUCUCAUUCUCUGUCUCUGUCUCUCUUUAUCUUGUGUGCCAAUCGUUGUCGUCUUCGUGGUGGUUUUGCCCCCAUCUACGGUAUCCAGUGAGCAAUACAACAUAGUUCCAUAGGGUUAGUCGAGCACAAUACUCGUAUGAUUAAUUAUCCAGCCAGUGCAUUAGGGUUCCCAUCUCCACAUCCAUCUCGUGAUGCAUAGGGACGCGUUGCCACCAAACAAACAAUAUACAUACAUACAACUAUAUAGAAUACUAAGUAAAUAUGUGUAUGUGUAUGUCUCUCGAUUUGUUGUAGCCAAUAAACAAUAAACAAAAUAAACUCGUAGCUGUAGUCGUAGUUUGUACUCGUAACUCGUAGUCGAGAGCCAGCUCAAAACUAGCAUAAGUGUUUUCAGUUUCGGUUUUAGCAUUGUAAUCCAAUUCGACCCGCUCUAACUUUCAAUCAAACCCACCUCUUCUUCCCCCCAGUCUCUCUCUUUUUCCCCAUAUUUCGAAAUAACGUCAAUAAAAGCGAAAAAAAGCAGAACUGCGCUGCCAAAAAAGUAAUGAUUAAUUAA